Messenger RNA from Acaulospora colombiana, 2349 nucleotides. Lineage: Eukaryota; Fungi; Glomeromycota; Glomeromycetes; Diversisporales; Acaulosporaceae. The record is from the annotation of a GenBank genome assembly.
AUGAGAGGCCGAGGAAGAAGAGGUCGGGGUAGAGGAAUAGAGGGGAGAGAACAAGAACGCGUAGGAAAAGUGUUGCCCAAACUGAUUGAAUUCGAAAAACCACCAAAGAAAGGUUUUCGCGAAAUUCCUAUAAUUCCAACCCGGGAAGAAAUUCUUGGUGAACGACCCACCGACCUUCCAAUCAAUAAAGUCGAUGAACCCUUUGAAUCAAUUGAGGAAUAUCUCGAAACCCAUUAUAAAUUGUUACGCGAGGAUUUUGUACGUUCUCUUCGAGAAGGCAUCGAACGUUACUGCGAAACCGACGAACAUGACGAAGAUGCGCGAACUGACAUAAGAGUAUACGAAAAUGUUAAGGUGGUCGGAGUUACGUUUGCUGGCGUGGGUGUGGUACAACGUAUUUCCUUCCGAACGCAGCAUUAUGAACAAGUUAAAUGGUCCAUGAGUAAACGAUUGAUUCCGGGAACUUUGGUAGUUCUAACAAACGAUAAGUUUUCAACCAUGAAAUUUGCUACCGUCAUCAACCGACCAGAGGAACUAUUGUCAAAAUCGUACAAUUUGCAAAUAGACAUUAUGUUUAGACCCGAAGACAUUGAGUUCGAACUCCCUGAUAACUACAUCAUGGUGGAAUCAAUAUCAUCGUAUUUCGAAGCAUAUCGAUACAUCCUCAAUGUCCUUCAAGAAUUGGACCCCGAUACCCUUCCAUUUAAAUCACACAUCAUUGGUGUUAAUCCGAACAUUGGGGCUCCGAAAUAUCAGGAGCGUCGUGUUUUAAACCAAAAUUAUGAUUUUGGCAACGCAAAAGCUUUCAAAAACAUGAAAGAAGUUUUAGGUCAAUGUAUCAAGUUGUUGGGAGGAAUGGCCGAGUAUUUGGCACUGAAACGAAUGCUAACCAGAGAACUGGCAUUGAUUCAAGGACCACCGGGGACCGGAAAAACGUAUGUCGGUUUGGCAGCUGUGCAAAUAUUGCUGGAAAAUACAGCCGAAACUAUAAUUAUUGCUUGUCAAACAAAUCACGCUCUCGACCAAUUUUUAGAAGGAAUCCUGGAUUUCGAAGAAAACAUCAUACGUCUAGGCUCGCGAUCAAAGUCAGAAAGAGUCUUGCAGCACACCCUCUAUGAGAAAUCUAGAAAUGCCGGCGAAUCCAAUCAUCCCGAACUUUCCAGACUUUAUAAGGAACGAGCAAAAAUUGAGAGAAAGAUGGAAAAAUUGUGUGAUAAGAUUCUAGACCCCUUUGUCGACAUGGAAUAUAUUAGGGAAAAGGAAAUUUUGAGCGAAGAUCAAAUUUCGAGUCUUAAACAAGACGACUGGUAUUUGGGCAGUUCUCAGAAUGAAAGAGGUGAACAAGAUAGAAAUUACAUAAAAGAAUGGUUAGAGUCAUCCAUAAUGACAUAUUCUUCAACCUACGAUGAACUUGAGAAUAAAAUCGCCCAAACAAUUGCCGGUGAACAAAAACAUGAUGAGGAAGACGAGGUGGAAGACGAGGAGAUGAUUGAAGAUGCAAAAGAUCAAUUUCAAGGAAUUGAGGGAGGGAUAAUAACAAAAGGGAAAUAUGUUAAAGUUAAAGGGGACAUCUAUGUUAAUUCGGAGACGUAUGUUAAUAACAAGGAAUUAUCCGAUUAUGAAUCCGUUGAAGAUCUAUGGGAGAUUCCGCCUCAAGUGCGAGCGGCAUUACAUAACAAAUGGCGAAAACGGAGAUUGGAUGAAAUAAAGAAGCAACUAAAGUUGCUUAACCAAGACUAUUCGAAGAUUUCAGAAGAAAUAAAAACCCAAAAGAUUCGCAAAGAUCUCGUGCUUUUGAAAUCCGCAAGGGUGAUUGGAAUGACCACCACAGCUGCAGCGAAAUAUCAUGUAUUAUUAAUGAAUUUGGAACCGAAGAUUAUGGUAAUUGAAGAAGCUGCUGAAACAUUGGAGGCACAUAUCAUUACUGCUUUGACACCAUCCAUCGAGCAUCUCAUUCUUAUUGGCGAUCACAAACAACUUCGACCAAACACAUCUGUACAUGAACUUGCCGAUUAUAACAAUCUUGGAAUUUCGCUUUUCGAAAGAUUGGUUAAGUACUUGCCCUUCACGCAACUCACCGAGCAAAGGCGCAUGCGACCCGAGAUACGCGAACUUUUAACGCCAAUUUAUAAUGACACCCUGACAGACCAUGAGAAAGAGGAAGAAACACUUCAGGAAUCUAUGAGCAAGAUAAACAAAUUUGAAGCUAGAAUGUGCGCUAAGCUUGCGGCAUUCCUCGUGAACUGUGAAUAUGAUCCCACAAAAAUUAUGUAUUCAGGACAACGAAAGAUGAUUGAGUCACUGCUUAGAGAGGAAGGUAGGAAGUCGGAAGACGUGAAAAAAUUGUGA